UGUGUCUGAGUGUAACUUAAUCUUUACUAGCCUUUGGUAUUUACUAAGCAUAUAUACCGUAGGCCUGAUCAGUAGACUUUGGACUGCGAAAGGUGAUGGAUAUGCUUGCUGUCCCCUUCCAUAAGGUAGAGAAAUAAAUAAAUGUUAUCACUCACUGUAGUUAUUAAAUUAAUCUUCAUGUUCAUUCAUUAGCUCAGACUUGCAACUGACGACUACUUUAGAGCAAUCAUCAACCAAUGAACAACGAUUAUAAAGCUGGUCAGUGGGCCAACUAGUAGAAAUGAUUAAACUAAAACUUUUUCCACUUUCAUCCUAUUAUCAAGACCUGGAAUAGAAAACAUUACCUUUGUUGCUUUUUUUCCACCAGGGGACUGAGAGGAAAAAAUAUGGUGAUGUCGAUUUCACUUCUACUAGAGGCUAAUCUGUAUCCAUCCCUAAGAAAUGGAAGCUUGAAAAUGUUUUGUAUUGAUUUGGGCUUUCAAAUAAUGGUUCAGGGAUUCCAGUUUGGAUUUCCAAUUUGUAUCGAUGCUAUUUUUCUUUUUUACUAGUGCUACAGGUUAUUUUAAUAGGACACAACUUCCUGUAAAAAUAGGCAACUGAGAAAUUCAGAUGGUCUUCUCCUCUUCCUUGCACGUUGACAAAUGCUUUAGGAUCAGCCUGCUGGAAUUUUUUCAAAAAAUAAAAGGACUUUUUUUUUUUUUCUUCCCCCAACAGGCAGGUGGCACAGUGCUAGCAGUUUUGACAAUGGAAAAUAUAGGCCUGUUUUGAACUAAAUGAAGUCUAGAACCACACUCUUUAAUUUAAAAAAAACAAAUGAAUGUGAUUUCUUUUUGUUUUUUCUCAAGAAUGGAGAAAGUUGUUGCUUGUCUAUACAGAAGGCCUAAGGCACUUUAUAGGCUGAUUUGCUUCCCCUGGGCUGGAAGUGGCGCCACCCAUUUUGCACAAUGGGGCAAACACUUUGACAACGCAAUAGAAGUGUAUUCUAUAAGGCUUCCUGGAAGAGAAUCUCGUGUUAAUGAACCUUUUGCAAAAGACAUGAAAACUAUCAUUAAUGACAUUACUAGUGUUUUGCUUCACGACUUGCAAGAGAAACCUUUUGCAUUUUUUGGUCACAGUUUUGGAUCAUAUGUUAGUUUUGCAGUUGCAGUACACUUGAAAGAAAAAUAUGGACUACAACCAGUGCAUCUUUUUAUAUCAAGCGCAGGUGCCCCACAUGCAACAUUUUGUUAUCCUCUCCACACAGUAAAAGACAAAGACGAAGACGAAAUUAUCAAAAAGAUACAGUCUCUUGGAGAUACUCUUCCUGCAUUUCUGCAGAACAAAAAUGUUAUGAAACAAUACAUUCCUGCAUUAAGAGCAGAUCUUGCAGUUGUUCAGUCCUUUCUCUUUGAGGAACUGGUAAUAGAUGGUCUCUCUUGUGGCCUUACAUGCUUUGGUGGGUCUGAAGAUUGGCCAUUGGAUUUAGAAGCAUGGAAGGAUGUAACAAGUGGAGAUACCACUAUUCACAAGCUUCCUGGAGGACACUUUUAUCUGCUGGACCCUGCUAAUGAAAUGUUCAUGGCAGACCACAUGACAAAAUGUAUAGAAACUGCUGAUCUCUGAAUAUUUGUCUUUAUUUUGUUGGGAGGGGGUCAAAGAUUAAUCCAAAGCAGUAAAUAAUAAGGAAUAUUUUCUAUACAUCUUUACAACUACCACAAUGGCAAGGUAAGCAACUUUCUGUAGCAAUAGGGCUAACGGUUGAUGUAUUAAUAUUGGUGAAUUCUACAGCCAAAGGUUUCUCCAAGAUAUAAUUUAUGACAAUACUUAGGAAAAUUCUGAUUCUUAAAAGUAAACAGCCAGUACAUUAAUUUGCUUCCCUGUGGUAGUUAGAGUUUGGGGCUGGUGGGAGGAUGGUAGGCUAAAAGCAUUGCGAACGUAGUAAGUCGGGCUUCAGUGGCUUCCCUCUGCCUUUACCAUAGUUUUUCUACAUCAGCAUUUCUAUGACUGUAACAGAAGGGAGAUAUAUUUGUGCAAAUAUUUUUAUCCAUUAUUGGAUCCAGGAAGUAACUAAUGUUUCCUUUAAAUCUGUACUCUUUGAGACCUCAUUAGCCUGACUCAGCUGUCUUAAAAACUACUCUUCUUUUUCUUUCUUUUUAAAUCCCCCUGUAUCCCAUUACAUCUUUUGGGGAAAAAAGACAGGUAAGUAGUUUUGUCUUCAGAAUUUACUUUGGCUGGAUAGGAGGAGGAAUGUGAUCUUUCUGCCUCCUCAAAAAAAAAAAAGG
Messenger RNA from Chelonia mydas (Green sea turtle), 2261 nucleotides. RefSeq names its product oleoyl-ACP hydrolase (gene OLAH). The transcript is spliced from 6 exons. NCBI's taxonomy places the organism in Eukaryota, Metazoa, Chordata, Testudines, Cheloniidae. The record is from RefSeq and is a predicted model, not a curated record. The coding region runs from base 814 to 1602 and encodes 262 amino acids. Gene Ontology annotation, biological process: lipid biosynthetic process.